ACAUACUCCUCUCGCUCUCUCUGACACUCACAUCCGCCGCAAACAUGGCAGACGAGGUGGAUGUUGUUGAUAUCGAGGGAGAUGAAUGUGAUGAAAGAGUCGGCGACCUGAGCAGUGCUGAGAUUCUCCAGGAUCAAUACUUACAGUCUGCUUGGAAGACAAACAGCAAUAUACUGCCCUGGACACUGGACAGCUCCAUCAGCGAUGAGAACAGACAGGCCAUUGAGAGCAUGCUGCUGGAGGAACAGUAUUAUUUUUCCAGUAAGAAAGCACCAAAGGUGGCAUGGACCAAUGAGAAGACUAAAGUGAAAAAGACAUUGGUGAAGAGUUCUGGAGCACAAACUCGUUGGGUUGAAGAGGAGAAGGAUCUCUUUGAGAAAGGACUGGCUCAGUUUGGCCACAGGUGGACAAAGAUUGCCAAACUAAUCGGCACUAGGUCAGUUCUACAGGUGAAGAGCUAUGCUAAGCAGUACUUUAAAAAUAAGUCUAAAACGGACACACCUGCUGAAGUGCCCUCCUCUAAUGUGACUUCAGACACCUCGAUCCAGCCUCACAUCUCAGCCCUGACCAAUGCUGUGCGCAUCGAGCAGCUUUCUGAUGAUGAAGAUGUUGACAUCACUGAUGACUUCAGUGAAGUUGGGCUUCAGUCUGAAAACCAGCCAGAGCCCCCAGGCUCCCCGGAGUGCAACCGCAAAGAAGAACUCAGUCCAAUGCCACAUCCAUCAGACGUACUUUUAAACCCUCUGUCUGAAUCAGGAAGCACAGCUGUAGAUGGACCCACUGAUCCAGACGCUGGCAUCACUCAUAUUGGGAUUGAUCCAGAACCAAAGGAGGAAAGUGGGACCCACUUCUCUAAAUCAGGCAGUCCAGGCAAACACAGCCUGUCUGAGGAGGAGAGCACUGAAAGCGCAGAUAAGACUGAAUCAGGUGAAUGUCCUGAGGAGGAGGUGGAGGAAGACCAGGAGGAGGAGGAGGAGCUCAGAGCUCCUGAACAGGAGGUUGUGUUGGACUUAAAUACCAUCACAGAUGAGGAGAAGCAUGCCAUUCCAGAAUUCUUUGAAGGGCGUCCAUCAAAAACCCCUGAGAGAUAUCUAAAAAUCCGCAAUUACAUCCUGGACCAGUGGGGGAGAAGUAGACCCAAAUACCUGAACAAGACAUCGGUGCGUCCAGGCUUGAAGAAUUGUGGGGAUGUCAACUGCAUCGGUCGGAUACACACCUACCUGGAGCUCAUUGGAGCUAUUAACUUCAACUGCGAUCAGGCUAUCUAUAACCGUCCGCGGCUGGUUGAUCGCUCUCGGCUAAAGGAAAACAAAGACAGCCUGGAGACGUAUCAUCUUGCCCAGAGGCUGCAGUCUGUGCGCACAAGGAAGCGGCGCAUUCGGGACAUGUGGGGGAAUUGGUGUGAUGCUAAAGAUCUAGAGGGUCAGACAUAUGAGCAUCUGAGCGAAGAGGAACUGGCCAUCAAAAGAGAGGAGAUGAAGAAGAAAGGACCAAAACCAUGUAAACUACCCAAACAGAGAGGGUCUUUUGAUCCAUUCCAGCUCAUUCCAUGCAAAGCUUUUGGAGAGGAAACCGAGGAACCGUUCAGAGUGAUAGUUUGUGCUGAGGCUCUUAUUGUCAUGGACAUACAUGCUCAUGUAUCCAUGGGAGAGGUAAUUGGCCUUUUAGGAGGAACAUAUGAAGAGGAAGAGAAGGUGUUAAAGAUCUGUGCAGCAGAACCAUGCAACAGCCUGAGCACAGGUCUGCAGUGUGAGAUGGACCCCGUCUCUCAGACUCAGGCAUCGGAGCUGCUCGGGGCCAAAGGUCAAAGUGUGGUUGGUUGGUACCACUCUCAUCCAGACUUUGACCCCAACCCCUCUCUCAGAGACAUUGACACUCAGGCCAAAUACCAGAGUUAUUUCUCUCGAGGAGGUGCUCCAUUCAUCGGAAUGAUUGUCAGUCCGUAUAACUCAAAUAACCCGUCUCCCCUGUCUCAGACCACCUGUCUGCUGGUACAGGAGGAGACCGGACCCUCUGGACCUCAGAGGUUUCCAUACCGGUUUAACAUCCAGUACUCAUCUGAGCUUCCUGAUUGGUCAGAAGUGAUGAGAAGAGCAGAAUGGGUGGUGUUCAAGUACAGGCUGUCUCAUGGGAGUGUACCAAUGGACAGGCUCUUCCGCAGAGAUUCUUCUCUAACUUGCCUGGAAAAGAUGCUUACGUCAAUCCAGAAGAUUUUGGAGCAGGUCUCAGAGAUUGACAUUGAGACUUUCCUGUUACAGAUAGAAACCUUGUUUAAUACACACUUUCUCCCCGAGACUGGCUCUUCCUCCUCUCAUCUUCAUGAAACAGUAAGGCAGCCUCAGUUACUGUCAUUCAUCUCCUCUGAGCCAAUCAACAGCAGCCAGGCCACGAAUGAGACUCGUGUUACUGAGUCUGACAGCCCAGAUGAAUUGUACACUACAAGACCUGUCAACCACGUUAAAAGCUGUAACGAAGAAGAGGAUGCACCUGUUACACAAGCUAUCAGUACAGAAACUGUGUAAAUAAUAACAAUAAAUCUUAACAACCUCAAUGGAAGAACUUAGCAUAAAGAAAUCUGCUACUGCAGAGAACAAAUGUAUCAUUGUAUGUGUAACAUUGCAUUCAUGUAGAUUUUUAUAUUUAUAAUAAAAAAGUAUAACAUCUAAUCUGCGUUCGCUGACAGGCGCAAGAGCCAGAGACAGACGCGUUUUUACAGCG
Molecule: messenger RNA, 2718 nt
Organism: Sinocyclocheilus anshuiensis
Lineage: Eukaryota; Metazoa; Chordata; Actinopteri; Cypriniformes; Cyprinidae
Product: histone H2A deubiquitinase MYSM1-like
Exons: 20
Coding region: 45-2522 (825 amino acids)
Molecular function (GO): metallopeptidase activity; protein binding
Source: RefSeq, a predicted model, not a curated record